AUGAAAUCGUUCGUCGUAUUCGCCCUGAUCGUCGCGGCCGUCGCCGCCGCCCCGCAGCGCAGCCCUGACGCUGACGCUCAGGUCCUCAAAUACGACGCUGAGAACAUCGGUGUCGAUGGCUACAAAUUUGCUUACAGUUACGAGACCUCCAAUGGCAUCCAGGCCCAAGAGCAAGCUCAGCUGAACAACGCUGGCACCGACAACGAGGCCAUCUCCGUCCGCGGCUCCUACGCCUACACAGGCCCCGACGGCGUCGUCUACACCGUCACCUACAUCGCUGACGAGAACGGCUUCCAGCCCCAGGGCGCCCAUCUCCCAGUAGCCCCUUAAAUUAGCCAAUGACCUGAACCAGUCUAGUCCCGUUAUUAAUAAAUUUUUAGUUCGAUUGUUUU
This is a messenger RNA of Cydia fagiglandana, 392 nucleotides long. Its product is annotated as flexible cuticle protein 12-like. Gene Ontology annotation, cellular component: chitin-based extracellular matrix. The transcript has 3 exons. Lineage: Eukaryota; Metazoa; Arthropoda; Insecta; Lepidoptera; Tortricidae. Gene Ontology annotation, molecular function: structural constituent of chitin-based larval cuticle. The record is from RefSeq and is a predicted model, not a curated record. The coding region runs from base 1 to 330 and encodes 109 amino acids.